Messenger RNA from Kwoniella shivajii, 870 nucleotides. RefSeq names its product YbgI/family dinuclear metal center protein. Bases 1 to 870 code for a protein of 289 amino acids. Gene Ontology annotation, cellular component: mitochondrion; cytoplasm. The record is from RefSeq and is a predicted model, not a curated record. The transcript has 8 exons. NCBI's taxonomy places the organism in Eukaryota, Fungi, Basidiomycota, Tremellomycetes, Tremellales, Cryptococcaceae.
AUGGGGUCAAGUAUAGUACAAAUCACACCUAUGGCUCUGAUCAAAAGGGUCUGGGAGAGAAUAGCGCCUCUUCAACUUGCCGAUAAAAGUUGGGAUAAUGUCGGUCCUAUGAUCGAAGCACCAUAUCCUAAUCCAAGUCAUCGACAAGUCCUCUUGACCAUCGAUCUAACACCCUCAGUAGCAGCAGAAGCAUUAUCAUUACCUUCAUUGGCAUUGGUAGUAUCAUAUCAUCCACCGAUAUUUAGAGGAUUGAAAUCAUUAACUCUUAAUGAUCCAUUACAAUCUUCUUUACUGAAAUUAUCUGCUAAAGGAAUCAGCGUAUUUUCACCUCAUACAAGCUUAGAUGCUACGCCCAACGGGAUCAAUACAUGGCUGGUUAAACCUUUUUUACCAUUUUCAAAAUCAGAUUCACCAAUUACCAAAUCAGAUUCCAAUAUUGAAGGAUUCGAAAACGCCGGUAUGGGUAGAAUAGUUGAUUUGAAAAUCCCUUUAGAUGUUAGACAGGUAAUUAAGAUGGUUAAAGAUCAUCUGGAAUUGGAUCAUGUUCAACUUGCUACUCCAGACUUAGAAAGACCGAUCAACUCAAUUGCAGUCUGUGCUGGAUCAGGUGCAAGUCUAUUCAAAGGUGUCAAAGCGGAUUUAUACUUGACAGGUGAAAUGUCCCAUCACGAGGUUUUAGCUGCUAUCCAUUCAGGAACAUCGGUCAUUUUAACAAAUCAUACAAAUACUGAAAGACCAUAUUUAUCUUCAGUACUAAGACCUUGGCUGGAAAAGGAAUUGAACGAUGAAUACUCGCAUGAUGGAGAUAAUCUGAAUAAUUGGGAAGUGCUAGUCAGUAAAGCUGAUAAAGAUCCUUUGAGGGUUAUCUAA